UUUGAUCGCCCGAGCAGCUGUAAACGUAGUUCCUUAUCGAGGAAACCAUGAUCGAAUAACAAACUUGUUAUCAUCUGAAUUUCUGGAAAAUGUGCUCUGAAAUUAGAUAGAAUUAGGAUGUGAGGAUAAGAGUGAUAUGUUGCAAUCAGCGUAGUAUGGGAAAAUUCCACCCACCCCCACCCAAACUCAAGAAAAAACUUGGAUUGGGUUGGUAUAUUAGUUGACCAAGUCUGAAAAGUACUGAACGUGGUGAUUCCAUAAAAACUGAACAACGAACUUUUGUCGUUCGUUAAAUAAAUAGAGAUAGCGUAUAGACCGCUUAAUAAUAGUAUGCACUCUCAAGCUAGAGAGUACGAAGACGCUUCUCGAUCUGGAAGGAAACAAAGUGCUCGAAGCAUGCAGAACAGAACAGGGAGUUCAGCUGGACCCAUGAUGGUGGGACCAAACUUUAGAGUGGGCAAAAAAAUUGGAUGUGGGAACUUUGGCGAGUUGAGACUAGGAAAGAAUCUGUACAAUAAUGAGCAUGUGGCAGUCAAAUGUGAGCCUAUGAAGUCCCGAGCUCCCCAGCUUCACCUUGAGUACAGAUUCUAUAAACAGCUUGGACAAGCGGAGGGUGUUCCCAAUGUGUACUAUUUUGGACCAAGUGCUAAAAACAAUGCAUUGGUGAUGGAAUUACUGGGGCCAAGCUUAGAGGAUUUAUUUGACAUUUGUGACAGAAAAUUCUCCCUCAAGACUGUUCUAAUGAUAGCCAUUCAGUUGAUUUCAAGGAUGGAAUAUGUGCAUUCAAAACACCUGAUUUAUAGGGACGUCAAACCUGAGAAUUUCUUAAUCGGACGACAGUCUACUAACAAGCAACAUAUCAUACAUAUUAUAGACUUUGGUUUAGCCAAAGAGUAUAUAGACAGUGAAACACACAAACAUAUACCUUACCGAGAACAUAAAAGCCUUACCGGUACCGCCAGGUACAUGAGUAUAAAUACACAUUUAGGAAAAGAACAAAGUCGGAGGGAUGAUUUAGAGGCGCUGGGUCACAUGUUCAUGUAUUUCCUAAGAGGAAGCUUACCAUGGCAGGGACUAAAGGCAGAUACAUUAAAGGAACGAUAUCAGAAGAUUGGGGAUACAAAGCGGGCCACCCCUAUAGAAGUCUUGUGUGAAAAUUUCCCAGAGGAAUUUGCUCAGUAUUUGAGGUAUGUGCGGCGGCUGGACUUUUUUGAGACUCCGGACUAUGACUAUCUGAGACGACUGUUCACUGAUCUCAUGUAUCAGAAGGGCUACGAGUGUGACUGGGACUUUGAUUGGGUGGGCCGGCAGGUGAGUAAGUCCACACCAGUACCAAUUCCCUCACAGGACCCAAUUGGACCCUCCAAGACAAAUGAAGGAGCACCUGGAAGACAUCACCCACAGCCAAAGAAGAGUAAACAAAGGGCUCAUGAGCCCGGUACAAAUCAAAGGGGGCUAGCAUGGGGUGAGAGUUCCCGACACACCACUAACUAUCUGGGUGCCAACCUCGCACCUGAUAGACACGGGGGCUCAGUACAGCCUUAUCAUUCCAUGCUUAUGUCACAUGAUUCGGUUCUGAAUUCCAACAACGGUGAUGUGAACACAGAGGAUAACAAUGACAUGGGACAGCACUCUACACUACAGCUGAGUAAAGAUAGACAGGAGGAGGAUAACAGUGAAACAAAAUGCUGUUUUUUCCGUCGACGCAAGAAAAAGAAGACAACCCGUUAAUAAAGCAUCCAUACUACAUGUACAGCCAAUUAUUUUCCAGGAUAUUUUGUUGAUUCUUUUAUGAGUGAUGAUUUUACUUGUUGGCCAUGUCUGGUGUACUUUCCCCAAUUUUAAAUUGCAAUAAGAAAUGGAGGACUGAGUCUAUUGUUAAGUGAAUGUGUGCAUUUUAAACAGCUAGGACUAGAGCUGUAUGGAGAUUUUUCAGUGAACUUUUGAAGUGAAUGCCAGCUCUUUUAGUGUCUUGAUACAUGUGUUUAUGUUUUAUUGUCAUUAUUUAUCCUGUUCUUAUUCCACUGAACUCUGUGUGAUGGAGAAGAGUUUUGUGAGAGGUCCAGUGAAUUUGACCCCCCAUACGAAAGAUGUACUGGAUAUAAUAAAUAAUAUUCUGCCUGCACAAAUCCUCUUGUGCUUCUCGUCGCAGGUGCUGCUGUUUCACCCGAAGGAAGAAGCCACGAAAAGGCAAGAGGAGGAAAUGACAAGAAAUAUCGGGGGAAGAAGACGGAGCAGGCUAUAUCCCGCUAAAGGCAAUGGUAGAGGCUGAUGUCAGAAAAGAUGUCACAUAUUGCCCCAGGCUAGUACAGCCCUCAUCUAGAAUAACUGGUGGCAUUAUCAAUCAGUCGUUUGAGUGAAACCAAAGACGCACAGCAUUUUCAGGCCAUACUUUGUGUGUGUGUUGUGUGUGCUGCAAGAGUUGUCCAUUGUGAUCUUUAUACAGUAUCUAACUUUUCCCACAAAAAAAAAGUUUUUUUCUUUUGUACACAUUAUUUAAUUCAUGCGCCAAACAGCAAUAUUAUCAUGGGGAUUUAUAUCCUGAUUGAUGAGAAAUGUCUAUAAGGUGUUUUUCACUGUUGUCAAACUGUUUUGUAACUAUUAUUUGACUUUAGAAGGUUAUUGUACCUAAAAAUUGUAAAAUGUGUUGGGUAAAAGAAAAUGUUAUCAAUGGAAGAUUUUUUUCAAAUUGUUUUAAGUGUUAGUUGAGAGGAAGUAGUUAUUAUUUGAAGAGAGGACUUAUUGUAAUGUUAAUAAUAAGUGUGUGCAUGAAAGACAUUUAUAUGUAUAUCCUGUGCCAUUUUGUUUUCUCUGAUGAUUCAAAUCUCUCAAAAAUCUGACAAGUAGUUUUUAUCAAUUCAAUCUUGCCAGAUUGUGCAUUUUCAGAGAAUUUUAAGUUGGAAUGGAAAAAGUUAGGAAGGGGAGAUAAUCCUGUAAGUCAUAAUACAGUAGAAUUAAGGGACGGUAAUAGAGAGUGCUUGUAAACCUGAAUUUUCUUAGUGCCAAGUAACAUAACUGGUUCCUAAGAAGGAAUGAACAGUUUUUGUUUCAUACUAUUUUAUUUGUUUUUAUUUGGAGGUGACGUUUCAUUUGUCUCCUGUAAAAAUGGCAAAUGUAUUAUAUGCUUUGUUAGAUGUAUAUAUAAUUGUUUUAUAUUUGAUACUAAAGUUCAAGAGUGGACAGUCAGUCAGAUUCCAAAUGUUUGUAAUUCAUUGUCAAUUAUGUACACAUCAUUCUCUAUCUGGCUAGUCUGUUUAUUAACAUGAACACUGUGUAUGACGAUGACUUCAUGCUGGCCCUGUCUCUCUCGUUACUUAAGUUUUAACUGGGUAUGCUCAGACAAAAGUAUUAUAAAAAGCACUGUUUUAGAGAUCCAUGUCACAUUAUACAACAUUUUACUGGAAUGAAGUUGAAUUCUGCCUAGUAGAUCUUAAAAUUAAAAAAAGUAAUUGACGUGUAUCAGAAGUACUGAUCGAUUUUCAAACAAAGAGAAUAUAUUUGUUAAGUAAGAUCAAAGGUUAUGUUCCACAUGGAAGUCCAGGCUUUCAGGGGGAUUCUAGUAUUUGUAAUUUUGUAUGUAAUUAUUUCACACGAGAUGAAUGCUGUGUUGUCUUUAAAUUGAAUAGCGUAUGUACAUGUAUCUCGUCACAAUGGGCUUUCAUCUAUACAGAAUGUAAGAAAGCAGUUGGAAAGGGUUUCAACAGAUGUUCAAUUCCAAAUCAACCACAUUCAUUUCUUGAUGUUUUAAUGAAAUUGGUACAUGUAUUCACAUUCAUUAAUAUGAGGUACUACUUUAAUUAUAGCUAGACAUGAGGAAUUUUCUUGAUGAAAUGUAUAAAGGUUGUUAGGUUUUCACGUGUUCAUGUCAAAAACAACAAUUGCAUAUUGUUUUUCAAUAGUUCUACUUUAAAUGAGCAGUAAUGACAAUGGGGAUUUUUGCACUAAAACUGUAAAAAAAAAAAUUUAUUAUUAUUAUUACACUGUGGUCUGUGGACAAUUUAUUUAACUUCAUGUGCAGAAUGCAAGAUCUCAAAAGACAUUUGUCAGUGUGUGUGAUAUUGUUUUUUUAAUCAGUAUCCAUAUUUAAAGCAGGUAUAAUCAUAUGUGUUGAGGGGUGAGUGAUCUACACCAUUUGUCUGAUAAAAAAAAAUAAUUGUACUAUCAGAAAUAAAUUUCAAAUCUAUUGAAA
Saccostrea echinata is the source of this 4189-nucleotide messenger RNA. Its product is annotated as casein kinase I-like. The coding region runs from base 331 to 1731 and encodes 466 amino acids. Gene Ontology annotation, molecular function: ATP binding; protein serine/threonine kinase activity. Gene Ontology annotation, cellular component: cytoplasm; plasma membrane; nucleus. NCBI's taxonomy places the organism in Eukaryota, Metazoa, Mollusca, Bivalvia, Ostreida, Ostreidae. The transcript has 13 exons. The record is from RefSeq and is a predicted model, not a curated record. Gene Ontology annotation, biological process: peptidyl-serine phosphorylation; signal transduction; positive regulation of canonical Wnt signaling pathway.